AUGCAGGGCAAGGGAGACAAAUUCAUGAUGCAGGCCAGGGAUAUCCAAGUGAUCGACAACGACUGCGCCGUCAAUGUUGUUUUCAAUCUCCCCCAAGUUCACAAGGAUGAGAAGGUUUCGUCGCCUCGACGCGCGACUUAUCAUCCCCCUCCGAAGAGAUUCUUGAGGUCGAGGCCAGGAAGCGCAUGCAUGUCCGAUCCUGGAUCUGAUCUUUCCUCAAUGAUGAGGAGCAGCUCUGCUACAGACCUCCAGCAAACGCGAGUGGAUGUGAAUAUGCCAAAUAGAGGAAUGACCCGCUCGUGCUCAGACAACAUACUGCACGCUCUGACGGGAUUUGGACAUGACGAGGAGAUGUCAGAGUAUGAGAAGAGCAUCAUCGCCCGAAGAAUGCGGAACCGUCAAGUAGGAGUGCAGAUAGCAAGGGAGGAGAGCCGACCCCUGGCAAGGUUCAUUACGGUUCACUUGUGA
Molecule: messenger RNA, 468 nt
Organism: Guillardia theta CCMP2712
Lineage: Eukaryota; Cryptophyceae; Pyrenomonadales; Geminigeraceae
Exons: 1
Coding region: 1-468 (155 amino acids)
Source: RefSeq, a predicted model, not a curated record